Lolium rigidum is the source of this 944-nucleotide messenger RNA. RefSeq lists its product as uncharacterized. The record is from RefSeq and is a predicted model, not a curated record. The transcript is spliced from 3 exons. The coding region runs from base 12 to 656 and encodes 214 amino acids. Lineage: Eukaryota; Viridiplantae; Streptophyta; Magnoliopsida; Poales; Poaceae.
UUAGAUUAGCCAUGUCGCUCGCAGCUCCGCCGGCGCCGCCGCUGCCGCCUCCUCGGCUCCGCGCCUUCAGGCCCUCCGCCGCCGGCCAGUCCCGCGCUCUCUCUGGACGCGGGAGGAGUCUAGGCUCCCUCGGCCGCGCAUACUACCUCUUCUCCGGCGGCGGAGGCUGGAAGCAGGAGAGUGCCUUGGGACUCAGCAUGGAAGGUUUUGAGCUAUGUGGAAUGGAAACCGAAACAAGGCAGCAAAGAGCUCGGCGUGGUGGUCCUUGUCCUGCAGCCCGUGGGGGCGGAGGAAGGUCUGGAGGAGGAGGAGGCGGCGGUGGCGGCGGUUGGUUCAGGUGGUUUAGCAGCGGAGGUUUCUGGGAUGCGGCGAAGCAAACUGUUCUCACGAUCCUCGGCAUUAUCGCGGCGUUCUUCCUGAUUGCGAACUUCAACGUGCUGGUGGCAGCUGCUGUCAAUCCGCUGCUGCUUGUGCUGCGGCAGAUACGGCGUGCAAUCACCUUUGCGGCUUAUUGCGUUUCUCGGGGCAUGGCGGCGCCCGGUUCUAGGCCAAAAUCAACUCCUAUAGCCAGCAGCGAAUUGGCUGCAAUGCCUGUCAAAGGAAGUGCCGAGUUGUCUGCGAAAGAAAGAGUUAUUAGGAAAUGGGGUUCAGACUGAAGUACAAUGCAGUUCACUACCUUACGUGUUAUAGUGUUUUUUUAGGCUGGUCAGAUCGUUUUGGGUCCAUGACCAAGUACUAUUUCUCUGGAUGAUACCUUCAUAAUUCCACAUUUACUGGUAGAUAGUGCUUGAAUUUGAGAAUUUACUUGUAGCUAGUGGUUGAAUUUGAAAACUUAUGUAGCUAGUGGUUGAAUUUGGGAUCUGAACUUGACUGAGGAUUCAUGUUAUAUAGGCAGGUUUCAGAGGCACAAACGCCUGCUUGGUCUGAAUUUUCAGCUUUCAGUC